UUCUUUUCCUACUUCCAUCCUCUCCCCGCCACUGGAAGUCCUCCCGUAUCUAAAUGGAAUUAGUGGAGACCGAAGCCCCUUGUGUAAGGAACAGACAUGACCCAUGGGCGCAGCUUCUUUCACAUUGUAGCAAGUCUAAUCAUCCUACAUUUGUCUGGGGCAACCAAAAAAGGAACAGAAAAGCAAAGUGUUUCCGAAGGACAGAGACCAGUGCAGUGUGGAACUUGGACAAAAUAUGCAGAAGGAGGCAUCUUCACCUCUCCAAAUUACCCCAACAAAUAUCCUCCAGACAGAGAGUGUGUCUACAUUAUAGAAGCUGCUCCUAGACAAUGCAUUGAACUACACUUUGAUGAAAAAUAUUCCAUAGAGCCUUCUUGGGAGUGUAAAUUUGACCACAUAGAAGUACGAGAUGGACCUUUUGGCUUUUCCCCAAUCCUUGGACGUUUCUGUGGACAACAAAAUCCACCUAUGAUAAAAUCCAGUGGCAGAUUCCUGUGGAUUAAAUUUUUUGCUGAUGCUGAACUGGAAUCUAUUGGGUUUUCUGCUCGGUAUAAUUUUACACCUGAUCCAGAUUUUAAGGACCUUGGCGUUUUGAAGCCAUUGCCAGUUUGUGAGUUUGAGAUGGGAGGACCUGAAGGAAUUGUGGAGUCUGUACAAAUUGUUAAAGAAGGAAAAGCUUCUGAAACUGAAGCAGUAGACUGUAAAUGGUACAUCCGAGCACCACCCCGAUCCAAGAUCUAUUUGCGAUUUUUGGACUACGAGAUGCAGAAUUCCAACGAAUGCAAAAGGAAUUUUGUAGCAGUGUAUGACGGAAGCAGUUCGGUGGAGGAUUUGAAGGCAAAGUUUUGCAGCACAGUUGCUAAUGAUGUGAUGCUGAGGACAGGCCUGGGUGUAAUCCGCAUGUGGGCAGAUGAAGGCAGUCGAAACAGCCGAUUCCAGAUGCUCUUCACGUCUUUCCAAGAACCCCCUUGUGAAGCCAACACAUUCUUUUGCCACAGUAAUAUGUGUAUAAAUAAUACACUGGUCUGCAAUGGACUCCAGAACUGUGUGUAUCCCUGGGAUGAAAACCACUGCAAAGAAAAAAGAAAAGCAAACCUAUUGGACCAACUUACCAAUACCAGUGGGACUAUAAUUGGGGUGACGUCUUGCAUUGUGAUCAUCCUCAUUGUUAUCUCUAUUAUAGUACAGAUCAAGCAGCCUCGUAAAAAAUUUGUCCAAAGGAAAGCAGACUUUGAUCAAACAGUGUUCCAGGAGGUGUUUGAGCCUCCUCAUUAUGAGUUAUGCACCCUUAGAGGGACAGGGACUACAGCUGACCUUGCUGACGUUGCAGAUGACUUUGAAAAUUAUCAUAAACUGCGGAGAUCCUCUUCAAAAUGCAUUCAUGACCAUCACUGUGGAUCACAAGUGUCUAGUCUUAAGGGCAGCCGUAGUAACCUCAGCACAAGAGAUCCUUCUGUCUUGACAGAAAUACAACCCCAGCCUGUAAAACCACUUGUUCAGCCCAUGAACAGGAGAAACAUCCUUGUCAUGAAGCAUAGCUACUCACAAGAUGCUGCUGAUGCGUGCGAGAUAGACGAAAUCGAAGAGGUGCCAACCACAAGUCACAGGCUGUCCAGACAUGAUAAAGCUGUUCAGCGGUUCUGCCUCAUUGGGUCUCUAAGCAAACAUGAGUCUGAGUACAACACAACUAGGGUCUAAGAGAAAAGCCUGAGACUGCUUGAGAAUAGUGCGCUCCUGGGUGAUUUUGAACAUGCUACAGUGAAAUGUGAAACUAUCGUCCUUGGAAACACCAGCUAGAGGUUUUAUGGACUCUGACCAGCUAUUCUCUUAUCAUGAAAAAAUUCAGCAGUGUUGAGUAAAAUUACUAGAAGGCAAUAAGACUUUGGUUAUUAUGCUUAUCAGUCAUUUAUCUUUUUGUUUUUCUCUCUUCUUUUUGUUGCAAGUAAAAUUCCCAAUUUCAGGAACAAUUUAUUGAAAUCAGGUAUUUAGCCAUUCAUAAUCACUUCAAUAGAAACGUUUGUUGGAUAAGCAUCAAGCAAUAUGACUGAAUUUGACAUUGAGAAAUUAAUCUGCAUGUAUGUUACUGAAUAUUUGAGUUGGCAAAAAUCCCUUUAUUAGAUACAUUGUAAAAAGCAUGCAUUCACAGUUAUUGCUGUUACUGUUCCAUUUCUGUGUCAUAUGCUUGCUACUUGUAACUUUUAUAUAAAAAUACAUAAAAUAAUGUAUAAUAAUUUCG
Molecule: messenger RNA, 2236 nt
Organism: Melozone crissalis (California towhee)
Lineage: Eukaryota; Metazoa; Chordata; Aves; Passeriformes; Passerellidae
Gene: NETO1
Product: neuropilin and tolloid like 1
Exons: 11
Coding region: 97-1698 (533 amino acids)
Molecular function (GO): protein binding
Source: RefSeq, a predicted model, not a curated record